UUUCAUUUCUCUAGUUGUCUAGUUCGUCGUUCCUGUCCGACUUCGUUGCUUCGCGCAGGAGUCGCUUACUCUGCUACUUUGUUGCUGUUCGACUUCGCUUCUUCCACAACGUUCCCUUCCUGUCGGAUGGGAAGUCACGACAUCCUAGGGUCUCGCUCGCUGUGAAGGAUGUACUGAAUCCGGGAUUGACGGUCCAAAGGGGGAGACGGAGGAUUUAUUCCUGAGCGAGAUUUAGCGGCGCUCAAAUACCGUUUGGCAUAUGCCAAAUACUACUCAAAAUCGGCAUAAAUCCUGCAUCCAAACAUCCCCUAAAAGCUCUGCAGCUUGAAGCAUUUUCAUCGGCCUCGUCUUAGUAAAGCCAGCAGUUUCAGACUCUUCUUCGAAGAUGCCUAAACAUUACAGGCCUCCCGGGAAAAAGAAGGAGGGAACUGCCGCCACGUUUAUCACGAGGACGAAGGCAGUGCGCAAUCUUCAAGUCACUCUUCCCCACUUCAGGAAAUUGUGUAUUCUUAAGGGGGUUUUCCCUCGAGAGCCAAAAAAGAAGAUACAUGGCAGCGAAAAAACUUACUAUCACGUGAAGGAUAUCAACUUCCUUAUGCAUGAGCCCCUACGCGGGAAGCUAUGGGAUAUAAAAGCUUACAAGAAGAAAAUUAAGAAGGCUCGGGGAAAGAAGAACAAAGAUAUGGUUGAACGACUACUUGAUCGCCAACCAACAUAUAAACUUGAUAGACUAGUAUUAGAAAGGUAUCCUACUUUUGUUGAUGCUCUUCGAGAUCUAGAUGAUUGCCUUACUAUGGUGCAUCUUUUUGCGACAUUGCCUGCAAUGGAGAGUGAGCACAUUCAAGUUGAUCGUAUUCAUAAUUGUCGAAGGUUAAGCCAUGAGUGGCAAGCGUACAUUUCGAGAACUCACUCAUUACGGAGGACUUUUAUAUCUGUGAAAGGCAUAUAUUACCAGGCAGAGGUUGAAGGACAAAAAAUCACAUGGUUGACACCACAUGCUUUACAGCAAGUUGUGACUGAUGAUGUUGACUUUAAUGUUAUGCUUACAUUUUUGGAGUUCUAUGAGACUCUUUUAGGUUUUGUGAAUUUCAAGCUUUAUCAUUCAAUAAAUGUUAAAUAUCCUCCUAUUCUCGAUCCUCGCCUCGAAGCUUUGGCAGAUGAGCUUUAUGCCUUGUGCCGGUAUAUUGCUACUGGUUCGAGAACAUUAUCCGGAAAUUCCCAAUCUGGCAUAUCAUCAGAGUCGGAGCAAACCGGUAACAAGAAGAUGAAUUCAGAAAGUGAAGAGUCAGAAGUUAGAUUAGCCCAGCUUCAGCAUCAAUUACCAGCAAAUGAACGUGGGGCUUUGAUGAAUAUGAUGGAGGAUGUAAAUGGCGCUGAUGAGGAGGACCAAGAUACAAAGGAGUGCAAGUCCCUUUUCAAAGAUUUUAAAUUCUUCUUAAGCCGAGAGGUUCCCAGAGAGUCGUUGCUUUUCAUAAUUCCUGCAUUUGGAGGUUUGGUUUCAUGGGAGGGUGAUGGUGCUCCUUUUAAGGAAACAGAUGAGGACGUCACACAUCAGAUUGUUGAUAGACCAUCUCUUGGUCGUAAGUUUCUUUCUAGAGAAUAUGUUCAACCACAAUGGAUCUUUGAUUGCAUAAAUGCCCGAAUAAUACUGCCCACCGAGCAAUAUUUAUUGGGAAGAGUCCCUCCACCACAUUUGUCACCAUUUGUGGACAAUGAGGCUGAAGGAUAUGUUCCUGAAUAUGCCGAGACAAUAAAACGUCUACAGGCUGCCGCCAGAAGACAAGUUUUGCCUUUUCCAGGCUUGGAUCCUAUGGAUUUCUCUGAUCCCGGAAGCCUUUUGGCUGAAGGAAUUAUUGAUCGUGCGGAAGCUAAUGAAGCUGCUGAGCAGCGACAGAAGUUGUUGAAGCUUGAGCAGCAGUACCAUGAUGAGCUGAAAAUGGAGCUUCAGGGUGUCACUUUCUCUGCUGUGGCAUCUAAAGGAAACUCACAAAUCCCUCCUGCUGAAGAUGUAGAGGUUGAGGAAGGUGCAAGCAUGGCGCUGCUGGAUCAGGUUGCCGAAGAUGAACUAAAUCUUUCCAAGGUUUCUAUGUCUCGCAGACAGAGAGGCCUUAUGGAAGCAAUACAGAUUGGCAAAGAAAGGAAAAGGAACAAGAUUGAACUUCUCAAGAAAAGAAGGAAAAAUUCAGAAGCAAACAGGAAAGGAUGAUGGUAAGAGGAUCAAAUACUGCAGGCUCUAUUAGCCUUUUUGCUUUGGCUUCCAUUGAUUUUUUUUUUAUGCCAGUGAGGAAAAUGAAU
Dendrobium catenatum is the source of this 2295-nucleotide messenger RNA. Its product is annotated as pescadillo homolog. The record is from RefSeq and is a predicted model, not a curated record. Gene Ontology annotation, molecular function: RNA binding. The coding region runs from base 386 to 2206 and encodes 606 amino acids. NCBI's taxonomy places the organism in Eukaryota, Viridiplantae, Streptophyta, Magnoliopsida, Asparagales, Orchidaceae. The transcript is spliced from 14 exons. Gene Ontology annotation, cellular component: PeBoW complex; nucleolus. Gene Ontology annotation, biological process: maturation of LSU-rRNA from tricistronic rRNA transcript (SSU-rRNA, 5.8S rRNA, LSU-rRNA); ribosome biogenesis.